AUGGCUAAGGGUUUAUCUUCCAAGAAGCGUCCGACCAAAGUUUCUGAGCUCGAGUUGCAGAUUUUUCAGCUAGAAUCUGAUCUGAAAAAUGUGAAGGAUCAGUUAUGCUCAUCAGAAAAAUCUAGGAAGCAAGCCCAGAGAGAUGCAGAGGAAUCCAACCAAGAGCUCUCAGUCCUCUCCUCGAAGCUUGAAGAAUCCAAGAAGAAAUUUCUAGAAAUUUCAGCCACUCAGAAUGCUCUCACAGUAGAGAUCUCUGAGACGUGUGAACAACAAGACAGCUCACAGCAAGCUGAGCUGGAAGCUCUACAGAAGCAGCAGUUGCAAGAAUCGGCUGCUUUGGCCUCUGCAUUAGAUGAGAUCAAAAGGCUCAAAGAUCAGCUGGAGAUGGUAGCUGAGUCUGAAGCUCGCCACUUAGAAUCUGCACAAACUGAGACGCUCGUGGUUGUGGAAGAAAUGAGGAAGCAGCUAAAUGAGUCCAAGAAAUCUGAAGCGCAAGAACUUGUUGGUGAGACACUUAUGCAGCUGGAAGCAGCCAAGAAGAUGGUGGAGACGCUCAGGUCGGAUGGUUGUAAAACCAUAGGAGUCUACGAGGCUGCAGCCAGUGAGCUGGAGCAGUCGAAGGCUCGUGUAGAGCUUCUAGAAGAGCUUGUUGGGAAACUCAAUGGUGAAGUUGAAGACGAGAAGGCAAAGGUAUCAUCAACUGAAGCAGAAUUCGCCUCUGCAAAGCUUGAAGUGGAGCAGUUGAGAUCUGCUCUAGCUGUUGCUGAGAUGAGACGGAACGAGGAUCAAGCUCGGAGCGCAGAGCAAGUAAAGCACGCUUGUGAGAUUGUGGAACAGAUCAAGUCCACAUCAGGGCAGAGAGAGGCUCAGUUGGAGGCAGAGCUUCGAAAAUGCAGCUAUGAAAUCGAGGAGCUGAGGUCAAAUCUCAUGGAUAAGGAGACUGAGCUGCAGAGCAUCUUUGAGGAGAACGACGCCCUCAUAAUGCAGCUGGAGAACGCGUUAUCCGGCCACAGGGAGCACGAGCUGAGAGCAGAAAAUGAGACUAUUAAAGCACAAUACCAUAACAUAUCAGAGGAAAACAGAGCAUUGAGGAAAGAAAUGGAGGCUUACAAUAGCACGAGGAGCGAGGCUAUGUCAGAGCUAGAGGCAGCGAGAGUAGCAGAGAGGGAGGCGCUGGAGAAGGUGGGGUCCAUGACAGAGGAGGUGGACAGGAGCAACAGGAAGGCAGCUCGCGUGGCUGAGCAGCUGGAGGCAGCGCAGGCAGCCAACGCGGAGAUGGAGGCAGAGCUGCGAAAGCUGAAGGUGCAGUCGGAUCAGUGGAGGAAGGCAGCGGAGGUGGCUGCGUCCAUGCUAUCUGUUGGGAACAACGGGCACGCAGUGGAGAGGAUGGGGUCGAUGGACAACAACUACAGCCCUCGGAUGAGGAACAUCACCUCGUCCUACGCGGAUGAUCUUGAUGAUGAAAUGUUCAAGAAGAAGAAUGUGAAUGUGCUGAGGAAGUUUGGUGAUGGGAUACGAACUAAACAACUAAACAAUAAUUGCGAGCCCAAUAGCAGUGACGGCCCAUCAGCCCAA
Messenger RNA from Salvia splendens (bonfire salvia), 1575 nucleotides. Its product is annotated as interactor of constitutive active ROPs 3. NCBI's taxonomy places the organism in Eukaryota, Viridiplantae, Streptophyta, Magnoliopsida, Lamiales, Lamiaceae. The annotation marks the transcript as partial. The record is from RefSeq and is a predicted model, not a curated record. The transcript has 2 exons.